Molecule: messenger RNA, 312 nt
Organism: Hyaloperonospora brassicae
Lineage: Eukaryota; Oomycota; Peronosporomycetes; Peronosporales; Peronosporaceae
Source: the annotation of a GenBank genome assembly
AUGAACGCGACCGAGUUCGACGAACUUCGACGAAAGGUGCAGAUGCAGACGGCGUCGCGUCGGUAUCGUAAGCGCAAAAAGGAGAUAAGUCGUCACAAAACGAUGCGACUUCAGAGACUUCAGGUAGAGCUCUCGCGUCUGCAAGAUCGGGAGGCACAGAUGAAAAAGUACCAGCAGCACUCGGUCGAGUCGCUACAGCAAGAGCUGGAGAUGCACCAAGACGAAGUGGCCAAUCUCUCGUGCAAAGUGGAAGCUGCCACUAGCAGCGAGAGGGACUGGAUCACUGCGAUGAGCAAGUAUCUCCAUAAGUGA